GCAUAAAGGCUUGUUCUGCCUUGUUGCAUGUUUGCUGUAAUAAUAUUUCCCCUUUAAGGCUUGGCUGAAGUUAUUUUUAUUUUUUUUCUCUUUUGGCGGGGUGGUGACAGGAACUGAGAGAGGCAGCAGCAGAUCUUACCUGAUCUCAGCAUCUGCGAGAGGUGGUGGUGGCGGAGGCAAGAGAGAAAGAGGCAAGUUGCUGCAGAGAAAGUGUGAGAGAAAUGGGAAGGACUUGAAACUUAGGGAGGAGAAGGAGGUGGAGAAACACACUGAAGAUUGUGAGGGAAGGAUAUCGGAAGAAAGGGAAACAAGAGGAAAUCAGUGAGGGUUGAGGAGGAGGAGGAGGAAGUAGAAAUGGGAAGAGAAGGGUGAAGUCAGAGAGAGAGAGAGAGAGAGAAUAAAAUAAGACCAGAGAAUGACAAGGAAGUGACAGGAAUAAGCCUGCUGACAGGAGGAGGAGGAGGAGGAGGAGAGAGAAUCAUCGAUGGCAACAAGUGCAAGUGGCUUGUGCUGAAGAGGAGGAGGGAAAGAACACCCAGCUGGUUUUUGGUCGUUGUGGUGGGACUGCGUUAUCUUUCCCUCAAGAUGAUGAAGAGACAGUUCAAUCGGAUGCGGCAGCAGCUCAGUCACCCCAGCAUUGGCGGAAGGUAAGGAGGACUAGCUCCUUGGCUUGAUCAUUGACAGGACCCACCCUUUAGGCAGUGUACAGGUUAGGCCCUCUGGACUUUGCACAAGAACCUGAGUGGGCCAGAUGAAAACUCAUAAGUUGGGCUCACAUGGUGCCUUACUGGGCAGUAGCUGCUUCUGAAAACUUGACUGCUGGAGAGCUCUGAGUGCGUGGAGACAUGCUUGCUCGUCUCUAGUCCCAGCACCACCAGGUGCUAAUUCUAACUCUUACCCCCUCCUUUCCUGAAUUCAGUUUAUCAAGGAGUUUACUUCGCAGACUAGAGGCCACUAUCUGGAACCAUUGUUGGUGUGUGUGUGUGUGUGUGUGUGUGUGUGUGUGUGUGUAGAGAGAGAGAGUUCAAUAACUUUUGGGUUUUUCCUUAAAAAAGCUCAACCCUACCCUUGCCUGAAUCUUCCUUUGUCAGGGAUGGAGAACCAUCUUCUCUUAAUACUAUUGGGCUCCAGCUCCUACCAACCCCAGCCAGCAUGGCCCAAAGGUCAGGGAACUAUGGGAACUGUAGUCCAGCAUCUGCGGGGAGGAGGCACAGGUUCCCUAUAAGGCUGCCUACAGACUCUACCUUUAGAACUCAUUCAAAGCACAUGUGAUUCCAUCAAAAAAUUCUGGGCACUGCAUUUUUGGAAAGCUGGAAUUCCCAGCAACCCUCAACAAACUGCAGUGCUCAGAAUUCUUUGAGGCAGGGAAAUGUGUUUUGAACGUGCCUUAAAGUGAGUACACAGCCAAAGUAAAGGGCCACCACUUUCACAAGCAGUGGGCCACCAGUGGCAGGAUAGAUGAGCAUAUAACUAGUGACCAGGCCACUCAACAAACUGUGCCUGUGACCACUUAAAAAUCAUAAUGGGACUAAGGAACCAGAACAUGAGAGCCCAGGUGGUGAUGCCCAGGUGAGACUCCAACCCCUCACCCCAAAGCAUCAAAUGCUAUGGAACUGAGGCCCCAGGUACGUGUUCAGGGUCAGUCAACAAUCCAGCCUCUCCUGCUUUUAUUCUCUGCUGCAUCACCCUACCAUCCACAUGCACCCCUCUGGCAGGCAUAUUUGUCUGUAUCUUCUUGCCAAGUGGUAAAGAGAACUUGACCAUGGAACAGGAUUAUCAGGGAAAUUUAUGGCCCUAGACUAGUCUUCCCCACCCUGGUGUCCUCCAGAUGUUCUGAACUGCCACUCCCAUCCGCCCCAGCCAGCAUGUGGAACAAGUGCUAUGUCCCUGAGAUCAGAGGGUACUGUGUGUACUCCGCAAGGUGUGCUUAUUUCUGAGGCAAAUGGGCGCAAGGAAGCUAUGUAAGGCACUAGAGCACUGGACUUCAGCUGGGGGGUGAGAUCUGAGUUCUCAGCCACAUUUGCCCCUUGGGUGACCUUGGGCCACUCAUACAUACUCACGCCUAACCUGCUGCACAGAGAAUAAAGUGAGGUAAUCCACAUCCAUGAAUGCCAUGCUCAACUCACCAGAGGAAGGGUGGAGUACAAAUGUGAAGAAAAAUAGUAACAGCCAUCUUCACUGGUGCAACUCAGCAAGCCCUCUGGGUUUUGUUUUCUUGUUUCUUGGAUUUUUUUAAAGUGUUUUUUUAGAUUAUCCAGAUACUUCUAACCCUAUUUUUACAUUACAUGCAGCUCUAGGCUCUUUUGGUUGGGAAGAAGGGCAGGAUAUAAAUUUAAUAUACAAACAUAUUCUUUUCAAUGAAAUCUGAGGUUCUCGGAUGGGUUCUGCUCUUGUGUGGAAUUCCAGCAAUUCAUAUAUCCCUGUCUAUGAGAAAGAAGCAGAGAGCUGUAGGGAUUUGCUUUUUAGCAACUCCCUCAGGCCAUUAAGUACCUGGUGUCAAUGGAAGGCCCGUGUCUUCCAUUUUGCUUUGUGGUGUUGGAUAUCAAGUAUAUCUCGGGGUGGGGAUCUGUAGAUAUGAAGCCUUUGGACCAGGCUGCACCAGGUAGUAACUGCUCCAACCAUCCAACGUCCCAUAAUGAUAAUUUUACUAUUUAUACCCCACACAUCUUACUAGGUUGCCCCAGCCACUCUAGCCAGCUUCCAGCAUAUAUAAAAACAGAAUAAAACAUUAAACAUUUAAAAACUUCCCUAUACAGGAUUGCCUUAUGACAGCUUGCAACCUUCCAACAUUUCUCCAAUGAAAAUAGGCACAUCUUAAGGAAGAGUGUCUGCAAGCCUCGCGCGCCCGGCGGGAGGUCCCGCUGGGUGCGCGAGGCUUGGGGCGGCAGCCUGUCGCCCGAAGCACAGGGAGCCCUCCGGAGGGCUCCCCGUGCUGUGGGCGAGUGUCUGCAAGCCGUGCGCGCCCGGCGGGAGGUCCCGCCGGGUGCGCGAGGCUUGGGGCGGCAGCCUGUCGCCCGAAGCACAGGGAGCCCUCCGGAGGGCUCCCCGUGCUUUGGGCGAGUGUCUGCAAGCCUCGCGCGCCCGGUGGGAGGUCCCGCCGAGCGCGCGAGGCUUGGGGCGGCAGCCUGCAGCCUGAAACACGCGGAGCCCUCCGGAGGGUGCCCCGUGCUUUGGGCAGGUGUGCACAAGGCUUGGGGCGGCAGCCGCGGCGGGGGGGGAUAAUUUUUUUUUAUUCAUUUCCCCCCCCCAAAAAAACGAGGUGCAUCCUAUGGUCCGGUGCGCCCUAUAGGACGAAAAAUACGGUACAUACAUACAUGCAUAGCUAUUGCAGAUACCUUAAUCAAACAUGUUGAGCUUUUCAUGAUCUGUAAAUAACAUUAAAAAAAAUAGUAUUGGCUUGAUCAGGUAUGGCUAACAUGUCUCCCUCCAGAUGUUGCUGGACUCCCAUCAGCCCCAUCCAGCAUGACCACAGUGAUCAGGGAUGAUGGAAAUUGUUGUUUCUAGAUGAUGUUAAUCUAGAGGGCCACAGGUUCCCCAUCCUGGAACCUGAGGCUUGACUCUUUUGUUGUGUUUUUUAGUUGCCUGACUGACCCCGCUCAGUGAGUCCAUCGCUAACUUAAAAUGCAGCAAGGACAUUCUUUUCUCAAUUCCGACUGAAGCUAGUUUGGCGGGAAACACAUCAAAUGCAGGAUUUCACAAGAAACGAAAGGAUAGAUAUGGAUUGUGGCCAAGGUUGUGUGUACACCACUUCCCGAACCACUGGGUGGUGAGUCAUUGGCAGUGUGUGCACAACCCACAGCUGGAUGGGAUUAGUACUCUGAAAUCCCAGUCCUGAGAAAAGUAUGUACUCCGCUAGUCAGUAGGGAUGGGGGAGAAAUUUGGUUCACUUCUCAUUUAAAGGCAAACCUUCCUAAUCAGAGCUUUCUGAAACAAUCUAAGAACCUAAACACAGCUGUCCUUCAAAAUGCACACUUCUCUGAAUUUUGCAGUGCCAUUCUCCAGCCAAGAAAUGUGUACAAAAAUGCACAUACUAGCUUACAGUGUGCACAAAAAUGCAUCUAACAUUAAAAUUGCUUUGCAAAAAUGUAUUUGUUAGGAAGAACUACAUACCAAAAAAAAAAAAAAUGUAUAUUUGGAGAAAUUCACACUAAAACACUGAUGGAUUUUCAUGAGGACUUUGUGGGGGUUUUUGUUGUUGUUUUGUUUUAAAUAAUAAUAAUAAUAAUAAUAAAAUUUAUUAUUUGUACCCCGCCCAUCUGGCUGGGUUUCCCCAGCCACUCUGGGCAGCUUCCAUAGAAACCAAAAAACACUAAAAUAUCAUACAUUAAAAACUUCCCUGAACAGGGCUGCCUUAAGAUGUCUUCUGAAUGUCAGGUAGUUGUUUAUCGUUUUGACAUCUGAUGGGAGGGCGUUCCACAGGGCGGGCGCCACUACCGAGAAGGCCCUCUGCCUGGUUCCCUGUAGCUUUGCUUCUCGCAAUGAGGGAACCGCCAGAAGGCCCUCGGCACUGGACCUCAGCGUCCGGGCAGAACGAUGGGGGUGGAGACGCUCCUUCAGGUAUACUGGGUCGAACUGAUCCAAACUGAUAUGAAAAUUUGGAGAACUGAGCUUACGACUGGAGAAACCGAAAUUGAAAGAGUUGCCCACCUUAACUAAACAGACCAAAAAAUGGUUUGAUGGAGGCGGGAAGUUUCUCAACGAGUACAAGAUCCUUUCUCUUUAUUUUUCCCCCUGAUCAGGCCCAGCUUCUGCCAUCCUCUGCUCUACUUUUGAAAGCACAAGGAAUGACAUAAGCGGCAGGGCUGGGCACUUGGGUGUUCCAGAGCUGAUUUUCCCGUCUUCCCUGUCUAGCUGUUGCGAUGUGAAGCUUGAAUUUAGUUGUUACUCAUCUCACUCCCAGCUGGGUGAGGAGGAGAAUCUUUUGCAGAGCAAGUAGUUGCUCACAUCAGCCAAUUUCGCAAGAGAGAUUUAAAUACACUGCUGCAUAGGGGAAAACCUACACUUACUACAUUGUGCUUUCUGUUUUAACCCUCCUAUUUAUCAGUGUAGGAGUAAGAAGAACCCUCAGAGUGAGGACAAUAGGGCAGAUGCAGACUUGGAUUAAAUCAACAGGAUUUAAGGCGUGAUUACUAACUUUCCACGUUCAAUUUCAGUGGAGCCUAAGCGCAACCUAGCAUGUAAAACUCCACCUCCCCCUUAAACUCUGCAGCCUAAAUCAAUAUCUCCAGAGCUUUUUAGUUUGUUUUUUUAAUGUACAACUAUAGUUCCUUAUAUCUAUGCUUUAAAACGUUGGGGCCAUCUGAGAUCCAUGACGCUAUCUCUGUAUACUUGUAAGAAAAAAUCAGUCUAGAUUGGCAACAUUAAAUUAGAAUAAUUACCAGCUACACACCUCACUGUUAAAAAACAAAAACAAAUUGUGUUUUUUCAUAAAGUGUACAUCAAUGGCUGGCUCCCUCCUACUUUCUAGCCCACUUUAAAAACAUUCACUCACAAGUGCUGUAUUUGAAUAGAUUUUGAUACACUUGUAUCCUGUUGAUGUGUGCAUAUUACAUAUAAUCCAAAUAAAUAUACAUUAACCCCCAAACAAGUGAUAUUGUCCUUGCUAAAUUCACUGCUACAACAGUUCCUUCUGUUCCCUGGCUGCAUGCAUACCAUACAUUUAAAGCACACAGACCCCAAAAUAGAAUAAUGGGAACUGUAGUUUGCCCUCCCUGACAGAGCUACAAUUCACAACUUUCUUAACAAACUAUGUUUCCCAGUAUUCUUUGGAGAGAGGGAAUGUACUUGAAAUAUAUGCAUGGUGCCUGUAUGCACAGCUUCUGUCUCCGCCCCCGCCCCCCCAUUGAUGGUUUCCUGUUCUUUCACAGCAGAAAGCCUUUCAAGGCCUGCUCCACGCUUCACAUCCUCUGGUGCGCUUGGGUCCUUCAGCUAAAGCUGGAUCUGCUCUGCAGUUGCUUAACAUUAAGGGUUUAUCUACACACCACAGACAACACUGGUUUAACAGUCACUCCUCCUCAGAACAGCUGGGUAGGAGAUUCAGUGAGAGAUUUCUAAAUUCCUAGAUUUCUAGCUGGGUCUUAUUAUAUGAGAGAAGGGGGGGCGGGAAUACACCUCUGCUUGCUUUCCCGACACUAUGCAGAAUUUUAUCAACCUUGAUCAUGUCCCUUUUUCCUUACUGCCCCCCUCCCCAAAUUUAAAAUCCCCAGAUGGAUUAAAUUCUCCUCAUAGACGAGUUGCUCCAGCCCACUGAUCAGUUGGAUGCCAAGUUCUGCCCCUUCCCAGCUCUACAACAUCCUUUUUGAUUUGUGGCAACCAGAAUGUGAACACACCAAACAUAUAAAGUAUCUGUAUAAUAGGGUUGCCAUAUUUCAAAAUGUGACACAAUAGUUAUUUUAGGGUUCGUUUGUUUUUUUAGUUUUGGCCAAAGUUGUUGAGCUUCUUUGGCAAAUUCUCAACAAAAAAAUAUUUUUUUCUGUUAGUGAAUAGUAGAAUGGGAUGUGAAGGGAGAAAAUCAAACUGCAGAGGAAUUCCUAGGUUAGCCUAUGCAAAACGAUCUGGCCACGCUGGGGCCAAUAAGAAACAACACAAGGCCAUUUGAAGAACGGUCUUUCCCCCCCGUCCUGUGGUGUGAACAGAGACAGGAGAUUUGGAAGGUUGCCACGGUAACUGUGUGAUGUCACAGGAAGAGUUGGGGGCCUUUGGCACAACUAAGAAAAUGGCAAAACAAUAUUGGCUGGCUGGCUGAAGGCAGGUGGGGAGAGACGCUGCACUUCUGUGGGGAACAAGUCCCUCUUGAGAUGACCAUGCUGUAAGAUCUGUACUCCCUCUCCAUAAAUUAAGGGUGUAAAUAUGUGUCAUUAAACCAUAUUUCUAAAGGCACGCCAGUGUUGGGUCACUUUUCUAAUAAUCACUAGCAUGGAAUUCACCUUUUCAGCAGCUGCUGCACCCAGGGUUGACAUUUGCAUUUCUGUUCUUAGCUCUCUAUCAAAACCCCAAGUCCUCUUACCACCAGCUGAGUCUUCAUUAGCACGUGCGUGAUGUUAGGAAUUUUUGCUCCUAUGUACAUCAUGUAAGUGCUUCUAGACAGAGGUUUAUGGUGCAAUUGGUGUUCCUUACAUAUGCAAGCUUCUGAAGUUUCCACAUGAAAUUCAAUAUUGAUAUUUUUUGUCCAUUUCAUCCAGAUUUACCCUGCCUGGGACUAAUCCAAUAAGAAAUCAUCAUCAUCAUCAUUAUCAAACAAACCAAACCAGCAGCGCUGUUGCCAAUGGCCUGAUUACAAUAUCAAUCCCCUUUUUAUAAACACCCUUAUUUAUCUCCCUGUCUCCAUAUUUGAAGCAACAGGUUUUCAACAAGCCUUCAUUUAAUAUGAGGAAUAGGAUGCAAAUGAAGUGUUUUAGAUCUGUAAUUGUCUCAGAAGUGGAAAGUGAGGUGGUUAAGAGAGCAGGUUUAAUGUUAAGUUACAAACCGCAGGAAUUAUUUCCUCUGCUGCAAAUGCAGGAUUCCCAUGGUGGGAAGGAAGGGCCUUGUAAACAUUUAAAUCCUGGGAGCUUUUGUCUCCUUAUCACCCUUUCCGCUGCCUCAGCAGCUUCUUCAGCAAUGUCAUAAUAAUAAUAAUAAUUUGUCUUUUGUACCCCACCCAUCUGACUGGCUUGCCCCAGCCAUUCUCUUUAACUUUAUCCUGGAGUCUCUAUGCAAACCCUCUUUGAACUGUGUCACACACCUCAGUAUUGCUGAGAGUUCCUCUUCCCCUACCUUUCAUUCUGGGUGCAGCCUUGUUCCUGAAAGGAGAAGAACCUGAAAUGCAUAUUUUUUUCCCUGUGUGAGUGUAACCCUAUGACAGACUUAAGUAGUAGGAGGUAAAGGCGGAGCUACAUGUCUGAGAUUUCCUCUGUUGGCAAUAAUUUGCCCUUGGAGACAACUGAUUUAUAGUUCCUCUGUUUCUAGGCUGCAGUGCUUUCUAGGGUCUAAGAAUGGGUGACAACCACACCAUACGUUUAAAACAUUCUGCUUAAACAGUCGUGGAGAAUCCCGGGGACUGUAGCUCAUUGAGGGUGCUGGGAAUUGUAGCUCUGUGAGGUCAGCACAGUUGACAAACUACAUGAUUCUCAGGAUUCUUUGGGGGAAGCCAUGAUUGUUAAAAUGGUACAAUAGCGUUUAAGGGUAUGGAUGUGGUUCUCAUCUCAAGGCAAGUUCAAAGGUAUACUAGCCACUGGGAAUACCCAACCUUUAGCAUGAAGGAUUCAGCUGACAGUCUGAAGGAAGGCAGGAAAGCAAGCCAUACUAGAGUGGCAACAUAUGCAUUGCCAAAAGAGAGGACAUAGAUUUGCUUGCAAUUUUGCAUGUGCUAACGUAUACAUAUAGAAAUAAAGUUAGAACUAAUUACUACAAUUUAAAUAGAAAUACAGUAUAUUUCACCAUAAUGAGAAAGAUGGGAUAAUCCCCAUCCAUCUCCAUUCAGUCUGUCAUACAUAUGUCUCAGCAGCAGUCUAGAUUUCUUGCCUUGAAAAACAUAGUCAUUCAGAAGUAUGUGCCAGUGUUUUCAUACAUUCAAGUUGCAGGGGAUGGAGAAAACCUGAAAUACAUACAGAAACAUUGGAAUUACCAUAUUUUUUGUGUAUAAGACUAGGUUUUUUUCCUAAAAAAUAAUGACCAAAAUUGGAGGGCAUCUUAUACACGGAUAGAUCUUCCCCCACUUUCUUAAAUUGGAGUCCCCAAAAACAGGGGCGUCUUAUACAUGGGUGCGUCUUAUAGACGGAAAGUACUUUUCAUCUGGAUCACUGCAAUCCUCCUUAAUUAGGACAAUCCCCUCCCCCCCCCCAGCAUCUCCUAAUUAUUUUCUUUACUUUUUCUACCAAUUGAUGACAAUUUAGAGUAAACAAUUUCCUUAAUUUUUGGAGUAUAAACACCCCCAAGUACUUAAAGACUCUGGGACAGAUAGGAAUUUCAUUAACCAUAGUAUAUCCAAUUGGUCUCACGGUUUGAUAUUGGGGAACAGUAUACUAAACUUUUCAAAGUUAAUUUUAAGGCCACCCGGGGAUUCGAAUGCACUGAGUUUCCUUUCCAGUACAUACAGGUAUUGCUGUUUCAGAUUACACAACACAACUCGACAUCAUCCACAUAAAGGUUCAGCAUAUGCGCUUUUCCCUCUACCCAGAAACCUUCAAUGUCCUGUCAAGCUAGGGAGUGGAGAGGCAGGGAAGACAGUCUGAACUGAUUACACCUUGAUCUUGAUUUGUACGCAGAGGGGUUUUUUUGUAUCUGUCUGUCAGUCUUUCUAUCCAUCCAUCCCAUCUUUUAUGCCAAUGGCCUAUCAAGGUAGCUAACAGCGAUUGCAAUUUGAAAGCAUUAAGAGCAGCUCAUGUAAAUAAUGAAAAUAAAAUAAAACUAGCAAGAGGGAGAAGAAGCUCCGCCCAACAAUUAAGGGAGAGAAAUCCCUUCUUCGGGGCUUUUGGCUGCCUUCCAAAAUCAACAUGGGCCUUCACCUGUCACCAGACUAUCAGCAGCAAAUGAACGGAAUGAAAUUCCCCUGGCAGGGUGUGCCAGAGCUUUGGUGCCACUGUGGGAAAGGCCCUGUCCUGGGUGAUCCCCCAUCAUGCUUCAGACAGCAGGGUAAUUAAGAGCAGGGCCUAUGAAUAACCUAUUAACAAUUGGGUAGGUACAUACAGUAGGAGAGUUGCAUAGGCUGAGGGUCCAGGUGGAACUCUUUGGUGUCUUUUGUAACCUGCAGUAUUUCUCUUUGGCCACAAAGGAAGCAGUGUGCAGCCAGUAGCUCCCUCUUUGGGCAAACUGGUAUGGCACUGGCAUAGGGAGUCAAAUGCCUGGGUCUGGCAGCCACCUAGUACCUGGUUCAGGACCCCUGCUGCAUUAGGGUCAUCCAGUCUAACAUUUUGUAGCAUUAUAAUCUUCCAUUUCGUUUUAUGAGUGUUUUGGGUCAGGGGUUUUGUACUAAAUGCUCCGAUUUUUUUUCAGGGAUACUUUCCCUUGUUAUACGCAACCAACAACAGAAAUAAUAAUCCAACAUGCCCUUCUAUCGUUCUGAAACUCCUGGGCAGGCAAAGGCAGCAACAUUAUAGCAGAAAUCAGACUCCUUUUCUUGAAGUGUAUGGUAUGAAAAAGACAAGAAGAUUAAAUGUGAGAGACAGAAUAAUAAGGCUAAGGGCUGUAGUCCGUAAAGUAGUUGUUAGCACUGCACGGCCAGUGAAACUUUCCUCCUCUCUUUUCUUCACGUGUGUCCCCUAAAGCCCAUUCUCAAGGUUACCCCAGUUCUCCAGAGCAGAUUUGGGUGGUUGCAUGGGGAGAAAAGAGGAAGGAAAAGUUUCAUUGUGCAAGCAGAAAUCUUUGUGCCAACGGAAUCACUUCAUGGAGCGCUGUCCUAUGUUCAAUCAUGUAAAAAUAAUUCUGGACGUUCUAAGCAGGUAGUUGAUAGAGUUGAUGGAUUUGGAAAUAGAAGCCCUACUCAGUCGUGAAGUUCACCAGAGGACCUUAGGCCACCCAUUCUCUCUUUUCCAGAGAAGGAUUAAAUGGGAUCUCCAACAUAUAUGCUGCUCACAACUCCUCAAUAAAAUGACCUGGUACAAAGGUGAUAAAUAACGCAACAGAGAUGCAGACAAGCUCUUCCUACUGUCCAACACUGAUGUGUUUGAAAAUGUCAAAAUAUAAAAGCCCAGUGCUUUUUUUUCCUAAAAGAAAAAUUGUUUAGGGGUAUUCUCAUUUUCCUACUCAUACAGAAAUCCUGCCCCUCAAUGAGGCCAAACUUAGAUUCACAAAAUGUUUACCCCUGCGUCCUUUCAGAAAAAAACACUGUAAAAGCCUAAUAAACACAGUAUUUCUUUUAGCCAGAGUGUUCUGCCUUAUUGUACAAAACAGGCAGCAGAUAAAAUAAGUGAGUCCUGAUAUCGAAGACAAGUUUGCCAGUAUUUAUUACUCUGAAAGAACUUUCUUCUGAUUUCUCCCUCUGCAGACACAAAUGAAGAAGGUGCUAAAACAUAUAGCAUUAAUGUAUAGUUUGUCUCUUUGACUCUUGUUUUUUGCUGCCUCUUCCUAGAGCCCAAGAAACAGCAGAAUACUUGACAGAAGACUUGCUCCAGGUGAGGCGUGGGUCUGAUCAGUGGGCAUGUGCUUACCUGUACCUGCAGGCAUGGAGAGAAAGAGUCCCUUGUCUUCAUGUGUAAUUUAUUUGCUCUCUGCUUAUGCCUGAGUCACAGGAUAGUUUUGCUCUGGGUUUUUACCCACUCCCUGAAGAAUGAUCCAGAUGUUCCAGUGGGAGAGAUGACUUUUAAGCUUCAAAGAGCAACAAACAUUACUGUUAGAGUGGGUCCCAGGAGAUCUCAACAACUCAGAGCAAGGGGCAGAUUUGAAAGCCGCUAGGGCAACUAAUUUGCAAAAGAAUGGUUUCAUGUACACACAGGCACACACACACCCCUAUUCUGUACCACAAAAUCUGCACUUCUGUGAUAUUUCUAAUGUCUGUAGUACUAAGCCUAUGAGAUAAAAGCAGGCUGCUAAUAGACAGUAAGUUAUGUAGAAGAAAGUAUUCCACAGCAAACUAUUCUUGCCUAUUUGUGCUUCAAUUUAUUCAUGGGGGUGCAUUCUGCAGCAGGAUGCCAUAACUAACCCAGGGUUGCAGAAGUUAUUAGUAUCCCUGGCCAGGAGCAGGAGAGUAAAGUAGUAAAGUAGAGUGAAACCAGGUCAUGGAAUCUGAUUGCAUCUCUUUCCAUAGAAUGUUAAGAGUUGCAAAGAGCCCUCAUGGCAGAAUCAUGUGGCCUUGACAGGUGCCGACCCAUCCAUCCUCUCCUUAAAGAUCUCAAGCAAAUGAGAGCCCACCACCAGUUAAUCUAAUAUUUGAGGAGUCACAUAAUUCAGAGUUCCCAGGAGCUGCCUUAUACUGAGUCAGGCCUUUAGUCCAUCUAGAUGAGUACUGUCUACCCUGACUGCCGGAGGCUCUCCAGGGAUUCAGGCAGGAGCUUUUCCCAGCCCUGCUGGGAGACACCCAGGAUAGAACCUUGGACCUUCUGCAUGCAAGGCAGAUACUCUAUGACUGUGCCACUGUCCUUCUCCAGGCAUAAUCGACAAGGUGUGUUAUAGAAGACUAGAGAUGGACAACUGAGAGGCAGAAGAGCUGAAUAGACAGGAAUGGAUGAAAGAAUGGUGUGGUGCAGAACAACUCAGCUCUUUAAGUCCAUUGGCAAACAUUCACCCUUAAUCUGAAGAUCUAAACACAUCAUUUACUUGGGCACUUAAGCUUCCUCUUUCAUUCUUGAUCUGCGCACAUGUUCCUAUAAAUGUGUGUAUAGAUUGUGUCUGUUUACUUAAAUUAAUUGUAUAGUCUUUAUGGGCUGCAAAACCUCUGUGACUUUGACAGUUCACCUGCAAGCAACCUCAGGGUGGGGUGCAUACCAUUGACAGGUCAGUGGGUGGUAGCCAACCAAUUUUUACUCAGAGCAGACUGUUAACAUUAGUUCCAUUCAUUUCAGUGUGUCUACCCUGCCUAAAAGCCGGUUGAAUACCACCCUUUCUGUUUUCAAAUAUCUUUACUUUGUUGAGAGCCAGAAAAACUGAGAAAUCAGAAACUCAAAUGUUGUCCCUAAUGCCAGAAUCUGCAUGGAAUCUUGUGGAAGGUGAACAGAACAAGACACUUCCCUCUGCGGUGUUGCAGGAGAUCUUGGAAGGAGAGAAACACUCUCAAACAGGGACAGAUGCAGUGAGGGAAUCUUUCCCCUCAUUUUCUUUCACUCUCCUUUUUCCCAGAUUGAACAGAGGAUUGAACCAGCCAAGCGUGCUGCUCACAAUGUCCAGAAGAGGCUCCUGGCUUGUCUCCAAGGCCAAUAUGGGGCAGACAUGGACAAACGGGUGGUAAGAGCGUUUGCCUCUCUUCUUUCAGCGUCAAGUAAACCAAUGGUUAUAUGGGAGUUCAGUGGUUGGCAUACUUUUCUUCUUCCUUAAAAGUGACUUAGGGUCAUAGCACAGAGGAAGAGGGUCUAACCCAGGAAUAGGCAACCUGGUGCCCUUCAGGUGUCCUGGACUACAACUCCCAUUAACCCCAGUUUGGCCACAAGGGUCAGGGAUGGUGGAAGCUGCAGUCCAGCAACAUUUGGAAGGCAUCAGGUUGUCUUCCCUUGGUCUCUGGGUUGUGUUCACAUUAUUGCCUCCAAGCAGUGAAGUCCGCCCCCCCCAGCCCCCGUGCAUUUCACAGCUCUUCACAUCAGCACAACUUCAUUAGUGUCAGAUUCAUUUCUGUUUGUGUACACACCAGGGGUCGUUUUGGAUAACGUUGUGUGAACACAGAUUUAAAACCCCGCAGUGGAAACUCAGUGAAUGCACAGUAAAGAGGGUGUGUGAACACAGCCCUUAAUCUUUGCCCUGGGCCAGUUCCCCAAUACAAAUUCCUCUUUCUGCAGCUCAUAGCUGCUUUGAAUGAUGGAGAUUUUGGAAUAUGACUGCAGCACAGGGGCAAAGGGUAAGAUCCUCCUGUCCACAGUACUACUGCCCCUGCCCUGACCCUAAUUUCUACCUUACCUUCUAUGGCUGUUUUAUAUGAAAAAGAAAGAAAGACAUUGAGAUUUCUAAUCACAGAUCUCCAAGUUUAUUUAGACCUAGCAGUCUCUCUUGGGAAUCCCCCAAAGAUUCAUUCUGCUAUCUUGAUUCAAAAUGGUAUCCAGUUGUACCCAAACAGAGACGAAAACCUGCCCUUGAUCUCAGGAACUAUCUAACAGAAAUUGGUUGCCGUGUCUUAAGAGGUGUUUGAAUGCAUAGUGAAUGGACAGGCAACUUUCCAAUAUAUAUAUUUAUAUAGGCUGUGUCCACACACUAGGGCCUGAAUGCACACGUGGGUUGAUUUUAAAAACCCCUGCAGAUCUAAUUCAGCCAGCUCUGUAAGAUUUUGUCUUUCAUAGGAGGGGAUGUAAACAGGCUUCCUUGAUCUGUUCCAGGGCUGGGCAUAAAAUUUAAUCUCUACAGGUAUAUCCAGAUUGUUGGAUGUUGUGUAACUUUCUGUUGAUAACUGGCACUAAGUAACAACACAUCCUAUGAUCUGUCAUCUUUGGCUAGUGUUCCCUUUGUGGGUUUCGUAACAUGUGUGCUUGUGCUCAGAUAUUUUUGUGGGGGUGGGGGGGUGGGGGCAGAGGGGUAGCAGCUCAGGCAAGACAACCCUGUUCUUCCUUUCCACAAUCAUCUGCUUGCUUGCUUUUGCCUCUGGACUAAAUCCCUAGUACAGUGGUACCUUUUUCUCGAACUUAAUCCAUUCUGGGAAUCUGUUUGACUCCCUAAACCAUUUGAAAACCAAGGUGCAGUUUCCAGUUGGCUGCAGGAGCUUCCUGCACUCAGACACUCGGCUUCCGGAAAACGUUCGCAAACCGGAACACUUACUUUCGGGUUUGCAGCAUUUGGGAGCUGAUUCAUUCAGCAUCUAAGCCAUUUGGGAACCAAGGUACCACUGUACAACCCUCCGGAAAUGAACAUGCAGAUGUAUGAGCAGGCAGUGACAGCUGCUGUUCCUUCAGCCCUUCCUUGCUGAGUUUUAGGCCUUGGCAAGUGCCUGGCACUGCCAACAACUGACACUAAACCUGUCUGUAUCUCAUCAAAGUAGUAGACAUACAUAGGAUUACCCUAUUUCAAGAAGUGAAAAUCUGGACACAAAACUUUCUGAGUUUUUCCAGCUAUUUUUAUUGAAAUUUGCCAAAAUUCGCAAUUUGCGUCUGGACACUGUUUCUGAUGUCCAGUAUUGGUUCUGCUGCUGCUCCCCAGUUACUGGAGCUUUUAAAAUUUUGUUCCAAAUUGGCAUCAUAGUACCACUGUGCCCACAUUGAUAAUAGGCAACUUGCUAUUUCCCCCCUCCUAAUUGCUUUCACUUGGCAUUAAAGCAAGUUACUUAGCAUCCUAAGUUUUCUCCACCUUAAAAACAAUAUAGUGCACCCAAUAUUUGAACGUUCCACUAAAGCAGUUUGUAUUUUUUUUAUUAAUUGAUUUUUAGUUAGGUAAAUAAUGUGUUCUACCUGCUCCCAUACCUGCAUUUCAAGAAUAUUUUCAUAUUUUGUUUAAACUCUGUUUUCCUUUAAAUUGGUCUGCUUCCUGUUUCCAUCACUUCCAAGUACAUUUUUCUUGACAACGAAAUGGACCAGGCUGCAAACUACUUGAUCUGGUCUAGCUAAUUUCACCACCCCAUUUACUUGUAUGGGACAUGGGGUAACUGCUGCAAUUAUGAAUUAUGAAUUAUACAUUGGCAGGUGUUGGAGAGCUUCACUCUGUUUCAGAAAAAGGCUGUGGAUUUAUCUUGUUUGCUCAUUGCAUCUUCUCACUUUCCAAUUCUUUCUGCAGAAAAAAUUGCCUUUGAUGGCGCUAUCGAUGACCAUGGCAGAAAGCUUCAAGGAGCUAGACACUGAUUCCAGCCUUGGGUAAGAAUCAGUGUGUUUUAUAGAUUAAGGUGCACACAAACUGUUGAUCUGUAGAACAUAAGCAAGCAACAUAUAUCCCAAGUUGCUCACAGGAAAGAUUAUUAUUAUUAUUAUUAUUAUUUUAUUUAUUAUUAUUUAUACCCCCACCCAUCUGGCUGAGCUCCCCCGUCACUCUGGGUGGCUUCCAAUCAAGUGUUAAAAACAAUACAGCAUUAAAUAUUAAAAACUUCCCUAAACAGGGCUGCCUUCAGAUGUCUUUUAAAGAGAAGAUAGCUGCUUAUUUCCUUCACCAUUAUUGGAUGCCAUUAUUUUGUCAUGAUGGUAUGAAAAAUCACCACCAAAUCUAAAUCAGGGAUCUUCUUUGCAAGAUAGAACUGUGUGGUUUUUUAAAUGCAGUGUAUUUCUUAUAAGGCAAUACCCUUUCUACUUAAAAUAUGGCUGACAUUGAUUUAGGAACCUUUCUGCAGAAGUAGAACAGCAAACUGAGGGGCUCCUGCAUUGGUGUUAUAUCACGGACUGUGUUUGCACUGUCUGUUUACCAUGCCUUGCUUUGGGUUAUGGCUGUGUGCUUUCAGGUGCUUCUCAGGUAAUAAAUCUGCAUUACACACCAUUCAGCUGCUGGGCAAUACCUCUGCACAGAAAAUAGGGGUCAGCUUCAGUAAGGAACCCUGUCCUAUGCCACAUUUCCCCCCCCCCCCCCCCUGUUUAACAGGCAAGAUAUGUUAUGCUGUUAUCCCUUCCUUCUUCAGCUGUGCAACACUAUAGACAGAAUGGAUGGCAGCUAUCUUUGGGAACUGUGGUAUUAAACCCAAGUGGAGGGCAGGAGGGCACCUCAUAGAAAAGGCACCAGGAAGAAUGAGGGUCACUAGGUUAUUCUAGAUGACCUGCUUAUUGAGCAUCCAUCCUGAUUUGCUUGCCCAAAGCUUCUGUGAAGGUUAGGCAAUGUAGAGUCUUUGCUGAGCAUCCGUUCUGAUCUGUUUGCAAGGAGGUUAUAUUGACAAUGAGCAUUCAUCCCGAUUAGUUUGCAUGGUGGUUAUAUGUCUUCUCAGUUAGAACCAUUCCUCCUACAUCUUUCAGUCCGUUUCCGUUACUUUCCUAACUGCAAGAAGUCCACUUUUUUCCUAAUUGAAAUUGUUUGCGCUUUAACCUGGUCUGCGCCUCGAUUCCUCCCGCAAAAUAUUGACAGUCUGGAGGCAACCACUGACUGAUAUUGUGCCACACAGGCUGAUCUCCUGCUAGAUCCAUUUGAUCUACCUUUCAUCAGAUAGGUGCAGCGUCAGCACUGAACACAAACCAUGACAAUCUGCAAUGUGUGUUUUUGGGAAGGGCCAUGGAUCAGGCCCUGGUGCUCAGAUUAAAGCCUGGAUAAGUUCUAUAACCCCCAAGUACAAUUAUUCAGAACUGGGGCCAAACUAGAUGGAAUGGUAACUGGUUGCUUUUUUGUUUAGUAAAUAGCUGCUGGGUAUAUAAAAUGGCACCACAGUGGAGGGGGAAGAGAGGUUUUAACCCACUUUUUUUUUACUGCUAGUAUAUUGAUGUUUUCACAUACACAAUAACAUUUCCCUCCCACACCCUGCAAACUCCUUUACAGUGAUGGUUUAGUUCUGCCAGAUGGAGCCCCAGAGAGAGAAAGAGAGAGAGAGCUCACUGAGGACUCAUACUCCUCAUUUUUCAGGCCGUUGGAGAGAUAUUGGCUCUGGUUAUAUACACUACUGUAACUCUUCUUCCUUCUUGGCUUACAGGAAAGCUCUAGAAAUGAGUUGCUUCAUUCAGACUAUGCUAGCCAGGAUCCUUGCUGAGUUUGAAAUGGCCCUUGAGCGAGACGUCCUACAACCCCUCAAUAAACUGAGCGAGGUAUCCAUCUCCCUCUGUUCUCAUCUUCUGUUUUCCCUCUUUUCUGCCUGGUCUUCUGGUUGUUCCUUCUCUCCUCCCCCCUUACUGCUGCAUGUAAAAAGCUGCCUCCAGAUGGGUGUCUCCUGGCACUGACCAAUCAUUGCUCUUACACUGUAAGCCACAAGAAGAACUGCAAUCCACUUUCCACAUGCUUGGGAAGCUCAAGCUUUUUCUAUGUGUACAUUCUACCGUGUUGUUCUGUCCAAACCAAGGGGAGUGAUAUAGCUGCUGGGAGUGAGGAAAGCAAAGAUCCAGUUCCCCUUAAUUGCCCAUUUGAAGCUAAACACCAUAUUCGCUACAACCUUUACAGUGGUGACUGACAUUUUUACUACCCAUCAAUUUUGAAUAAAUACUAAAAUGCUUUAAAAAGAAAUUUGCAUAGUGGAAUGUAGGGAUGAACAAAUCUGCCAGUUUUGGUUUUUCACGUUUUCUCGAUUUUCCAUUUUUAAGUUCAGUUUUUCACAUUUCCACUUUGUGGUUUGUUUGUUUUUUAAAAGCCCUCAUGAACAUCCAUGAGCAUUUUACUGUGACUUUCUCCUAUUGUACACAUUUUCUAUGCCAUUUCCCCUAAUAUACACAUUUUUGCAGACCAAUUUCCUUGUAAUACUGCAUUUAUGUACAUUAUUUUCUAAAUUAUUUGCAUUUUGAUACCCUUUUAUAUGUAAUAAUGCUAUUUUUUUAAAGUCAUGAAGGGGAGGAAUCCUUUUCAGACCUGCAGUUUUAGCAAGAUGUUUAAAAGUUUCUGUCAUAUUUAUUUCUUCAUCUGUUAAAGAUGAGCAUGGUAGAGUAUGAGCUCUAUGGAAUACUCUUUUAUCUAUUUAAGGAAUUGUUAUCAUCCUCUUCAGCCAAAAAAAAACUGGCAUAGAAACUUAGGGUGGCUCCAGAGAAUGUCAGUAUUUUUCAAGUUUAUGCUUUAGGUUUGUGCAUUUAAAAAGUGGAUUAAAGCACUGUGUUGCCCAAGCACAACAAAUCCACUUAAAACAAAACAAAAAAAACCACGGCAUUUUUCCGGUGACUUCUGGUGUUUAGUGAUAACCUGUGCGGCAAGGGGUGCCAUUUUAUUGUAAAUGCAUGCUGACUUGUGAUAGUGACAUAUUGCGCAGGUGAGCCUAGCACAAGCUGACACACAUUUACAAAAGUGACAUAUUGUGCAAGUGUGCCGUGUUGUGGUCGGCUCACCUGCACUAUGUGUCACUACCCACAUCAAAGCCCUGCUUUGCAUCUACACCUGUGGAGAUUGCACUGCUCUUCCGUUCUGUAAAAAAGUCAGGCUUUUUUUGCAAUCUGGGAAAAGUUGGAGGAACAACAGGGGAAAACACAGGAUGGCUAUGAUUGGCGAUGUAGAUGCACUUAGCACUAAAGGUUCUAAGGUGGAGUGUGGCUGGUGGGGGAAAUGGAAGUGAAUGAAGCACAGUGAUUCCACAUGUAUGGAAGGGCUUCACCUCAGGGAAAGAGCACCUGCUUUUCAUACAGAAGGUUCAAGGUUCAAUCCCUUGCAUCUUCAGGUAGGACCAGGAAGGAUGCCCGUUUGAAACCCUGGAGAGCUGUGGGCAAUACUGAGCUAGAUAGAUGAACGAUCUGACUUGGUAUAAUGCAGCUUCCUUUGUUCACAGUAAAAACCUAGUGUGGAAGGACUGGUGGUAAUUCCUAACCAACGGGCAAGUGCUACUGGUGUGUGACUCAUCCUUCCCCAUCCUCAUCUCUUCCAGGAAGAGCUGCCCACCAUCCUGAAGCACAAAAAGAACCUUCAGAAACAUAUUUCAGACUGGAAUGCCAUCAAGAGCCGGUACUGAGAGGGGGAGGGAAGGGGAGAGAUGGCGCGGGAAAGCUUGACGAAUUUGGCAAAAGAGAUCUAUUGGGAUCUAGCUGCUUUUGCCCAAGAGCAGAAACAGGACUAAGUCCUUGGAAUGUGGCCCUUCCUCAGCCACGGGUCCAUCAUAAUGUUUGGGAAGUCAUUUUCUGUUACAUCAGCUCUGCUUUAAACAUUCUCUGUGCUCUUCAAAGGCAGUGAAAUAACUGAGUAACUUAUUUGUAAAGGGGAUUGUAGGCUGACACAGAUGGUUCUGCACAGGGCCAGCUGAUGAAGCUUCUGACUCUACUUUAGUCAUCAUCCUUUUUCUAAAACAACCAAACCAAAAAAGGAAAAAGCUGGGGAAGAUGGGGACAUGGGGGUGGCAGAAGCAUCAAUCUUUCAUUGUUAGAUCAACAUGGACACUGAAUUGAUAUACACCCUAUCCACUGAGCCUCUUGGGAUUGCCAAUCGGAAGGUCGGCAGUUCGAAUCCUCACGACGAGGUGAGCUCCCAUUGCUUGGUCCCAGCUCCUGCCAACCUAGCAGUUUGAAAGCAUACCAGCGCAAGUAGAUAAAUAGGUACCGCUGUGGCAGGAAGGUAAACAGUGUUUCCGUGCAUUCUGGCUUCCGUCACAAUCCUCUGUGCACCAGUAGUGAUUUAAUCAUCUUCGCCACAUGACCUGGAAAGCUGUCUGUGGACAAGCGCUAGUUCCCUCGGCCUGAAACGAGAUGAGCACUGCACCCCAUAGUCGCCUUUGACUGGACUUAACCAUCCAGGUGUCCUGAGAGCCAGUGUGGUGUAGUGGUAAAGAGCGGUAGACUCGUAAUCUGGCGAACUGGGUUCACUUCCCUGCUCCUCCACAUGCAGCUGCUGGGUGACCUUGGGCUAGUCACACUUCUCUGAAGUCUCUCAGCCUCACUCGCCUCACAGAGUGUUUGUUGUGGGGGAGGAAGGGAAAGGAGAUUGUUAGCCGCUUUGAGACUCCUUCGGGUAGUGAUAAAGCGGGAUAUCAAAUCCAAACUCCUCUUCUUCUUCUUUACCUUUUACCUUUUCCUACCCUAGCCAUGUCUCUAAUGGCUAUCUCCACCUCUUUGCCCAUUUAGCUGUGUGUUAACAAGUUAGUCUCCCCUCUGAUGGGAGCCUGCACCACAGCACACACUCUGUUUUCCUUGCUGGUCUGUAUAAAAACACACAUACGCAAAGACUCUGAUCACAUGCAGUGAUACAUACCUUUUUAGUUGUAAAUGUUUUUAUUUUCACAUUCAGCAGCAAAGUACUUCAUUGUGACUUCACUAAGGAUUAAGCCAGAAGGAGAGUCACUGUGCUAGUUCUCUGGCUGUUGACUCACUGCUGCUAACCAUUAGAGAGAGGGGAAGGGGUGUUGUAGUGUGGGGCAAGUCAGGUCAGUGUGAACGCACCAGCAGAGAACAUCCAGCAUUCCUGCUGGUGCGUUUACAUCACACUGACCUCCCCGCUGCUUCACCCCUUUCCUUCCCAGUAAACAACAGUGACCCACCUGCCGGGAAGCUAACACAACAGUUUCUUGAUUAGCAUGCUGUUUGAAACUGGGCUCACAGUUAAGCCUUCUCCUCAUCAACCUUGAGCAGAUGCCUACAACUUGAGGUUAGCUGCACGCAUCAGACAGGUCAUCAGUCUCUAUGUCUAACACAUUGUCGUAUAAUUUUUGAAUGCCAUCAACUCAACUCUUGCCUCUGGCUCUUCUUUGGGAAUCUGAAGUCUGAACCAAGCUGCCAAGAACUCCAGCAAUAAUACCAGUGGUGCCGCUGGCCCAGGCCCAUCAUCUGCUGCCAUCAAACUAGAAAAUCUGAAGGAAGAGGAAGAAGAGAUGAAGAGGAGGGUUGAACAGAGUAAGGUAGGUGUGAAAUGUGGCUGGGGAGCUGGGGAUUGACAUUCUCCUUCUCAGUUAGAAGGAAGCAUGUUUGUAUAGGAAAUGCCCAAAGAUGAGGGGUGGAGAGAGAAAUAUGACAAGAGUGUUGGUGCAGACAUGACCAUGCAGAACUCCCAUUGAUUGCGCUACACUGUGCUGUGGGUCAUUGUUUAGAUCCCACAAAGGAGAUCCAAAUGGCAAACUAGAGCAGUUGUUGAUAUUGGUGGAGGAGAAAUUUGAUUUGGUUCACAUUUAAAAGCGAACCUCCCCAAUUUACACUUUCUGAAACAAUGCACAAACUGAAACACUGCCAUUUUUUCAAAUUUUGCCUUUCUCUGAAUUUUGCAGUGCCGUUCUCCAAUCAAGCAAUGUAUAUAAAAAUGCAUGUACUCAAGUAAAGUGUUCAUAAAAAUGUUCAUGUUCAUGAAAAUGGAAAACAAAAAUGCAUUAUAGUAAGGAAAUUUGUUCUGCAAAAAUGUGUCUGUUCAGUGAAAUAGCAUAUGAAAAUGUAUAUAUUUGAGACAUUUGCACCAAAAUGUUGAAGAGGAUGUUUCUUUUAAAAAUCACAAACUGAUGUGGAAAAUGCAGAGGACCAAAGUUAAGCAUGGAAAAAUGAGAAGCCAAGAGAAACCGAAACUGACAGAUUCACCUAUCCCUAGUUAUUGAUGUGAUUAUUAUCCCAGAAGCUGCAUGAGAUUUAGAAUGGAGUCAGUGUGUGCCAAGUCACAUUGCGUCAUAUUCUUCCUACUUAAUAAGGUAUUCAGGACCUUGCAAUAUUUACCAGGUUGGAGUAGGAGGUAUAGACACACAGCCUAAUGAUUUCUUAGAUCCCAUUUGUAGAUUUUUUUGUUUCCUGAUAUAUAUUUAUGCUGUGUAUCCUGGAAACAGGCCACCACUAGGGAAGAGGGAGAAAGCCAUUUUAGUUCACAUGUUAAUAUGAAUCCACCUAAUGCACACUUCCUGAAAUUAUUUGUGAACCAAAACACAGCUAUCCUUUGAAAACCACACUUCUCAAAUUUUUGCAAUGCAGUCCUCCAACCAGAUAACAUUUCCAACUAGGCAUAUAUUAGGGGGAAGUGUCCAUUAAAAUGCAUAUGCUGGUGAAAGGAACUUACAAUAAUGUCUUAUAUUACAUAGAUUUGCCUGCUAAAUUGUGUAUAUAAGACAAAAAUGCAUAUGUAAAAUGUUGAAUAAUAAUAAUAAUAAUAAUAAAUUUAUUUAUUUGUACCCCGUCCAUCUGGCUGGGUUUCCCCAGCCACUCUGGGUGGCUUCCAAAAAGAUUAAAAAUACACGAAGACUUUCUGCAAAACGAGGCAGAAAUGUAGAGAACCGAGAAUGGAAAAAUGAGAAACUGACAGUCACUGAACUGACAGAUUCAUAGAUCUCUAGUCACCAUCUAACUGUGUCACGGUGAGGAUAUUGCAGGCAGCUGGGAUGGUGCAGUUAACAGGAAAGGAGGCUGAUAUAUUUCUGUGGUUUGCUCUUUGUGAAGGGAACAAAGUACAGUGCUUCCCCCAUCUCAUUUUCUAGGAUGAGUACAUGGCAGACCUAUAUCACUUUUCAACCAAGGAAGACAGCUAUGCUAAGUACUUUAUCAAAGUAAGUCAGUUCCCUUAUCUCUCUUUUUCCUUUGCUCCAUCCUUCAUUGUAAGAUGGUUUUGCAUACCUUUGGAUAACUCUCAAAGUCUAAAGAGGCAUUUUGUUGGAGUUCUUUAAUUGCACCUCUCAAUUUUCUUCUUCCUGUUUUGUGAAUGUAUAUUUUCCUUCCACAACUACUUCCCUUUGCUCUGUUUCCCCAAAUCCAAAUCAGGGACUUCUGCAACUAUCAGAAGACAAAAAUUAUGCUGGGGAAGGAUGCUGUUUUCUGAGACCCCUCAAAUGUCUAGCUUGGUCUUCCCUUAAGACCUAUCCCCCACAGUCAUCUCUGCAUCUCUCUAAAGAAACCCACCAUCAUUAUCAUAGAAUCAUAGAGUUGGAAUAGACCACAAGGACCAUCGAGUCCAACCCCCUGGCAAGCAGGAAACACCAUCAGAGCACUCCUGACAUAUGGUUGUCAAGCCUCUGCUUAAAGACCUCCAAAGAAGGAGACUCCACCACACUCCUUGGCAGCAAAUUCCACUGUCGAACAGCUCUUACUGUCAGGAAGUUCUUCCUAAUGUUUAGGUGGAAUCUUCUUUCUUGUAGUUUGGAUCCAUUGCUCCGUGUCCGCUUCUCUGGAGCAGCAGAAAACAACCUUUCUCCCUCCUCUAUGUGACAUCCUUUUAUAUAUUUGAACAUGGCUAUCAUAUCACCCCUUAACCUCCUCUUCUCCAGGCUAAACAUGCCCAGCUCCCUUAGCUGUUCCUCAUAAGGCAUCGUUUCCAGGCCUUUGACCAUUUUGGUUGCCCUCCUCUGGACACGUUCCAGUUUGUCAGUGUCCUUCUUGAACUGUGGUGCCCAGAACUGGACACAGUACUCCAGGUGAGGUCUGACCAGAGCAGACUACAGUGGCACUAUUACUUCCCUUGAUCUAGAUGCUAUACUCCUAUUGAUGCAGCCCAGAAUUGCAUUGGCUUUUUUAGCUGCCGCGUCACACUGUUGGCUCAUGUCAAGUUUGUGGUCAACCAAGACUCCUAGAUCCUUUUCACAUGUACUGCUCUCAUCACCUCCCUAAUUCCUCUUUACUCUUUCCAGGACAGGGAUGGGAAUUCUGUAGCCCUCCAGAUGUUGCUGAGCUUCCAUCAGCCCCAGCCAACAUGGCCAUUGGUCAGAGAUGAUGGGAGUUGAAGUCCAGCAACAUCUGGAGGGCUACAGAAUUUCCUGUGCCAAUGCUACAGGUUUAAUAGGACUUGCAGAAGAAAAACACCAUUCAGGGAAAAAAUACAUGUGCAUUUAUUUUUCUGUCUGACAGUUGAUGGAAAUUCAAGCAGAGUAUCACCGGAAGUCCCUGGAAUCUCUGGAUACUACUUUGGCAGAGGUGAAAGAGACUCACAACCAGCCAGGUAUUAGUUGAGCUGUGUCUUUUUAUUUGCCGCACUGGAGAUAAGUUUGUUCAUUCUGGGUCACCUAGAGCUUGGGGGAUGCAGUUUAUUGUUGCUGUCUUGUUGGUGGUUCCCCCUGUAUGUACAUCAUUGUAUUUUAUUGUGUUCCCAAAUGUCUACACGUAGUGUAGCUUCCCAGUGUGACACUACGUACAUAGCUCUUUGCAAGUGGGGCCCCUGCUAUUGCUUACUGAGAGAUACAUUCAUUAGUCAUUUUCAGGGCAGCUUUAGUGAUGUUAGCCAGCGAUAUGGGAAAGACAACAGGUAACAUGCAAAGCACAAAUUCUAAAGCGCCUCUGACGCUACAGUGCUGCUAUUUUUGUAGCUGGACAGUGAGAUUGGUACUUUUUCAAAUUUAUUUUGUAUUGCAUGUUGCUGUAUUUCUUAUACACCACUCUGAAAACGUCAGUUGAAAGCUGGCCUAAAAAGAUAGACAACAAACAAAGAGUCUCUGAGACUCACUAGGACCGAAAGAGUUGAUUCUGCAGAGCAGUGUGUCUAUAUUUGUCCCUGAAAUAGAUUUUUUAAAACCCCACUUCCUGUGAGGGAAAAUGACACACCAAGAAGAGGGUUAGGCAAAAAAUUCUGCUGCUUGCGUAGACCAGAGCUGAGAAGCAGGGCCGGCCCAACAAUUAGACAGAGUGAGGUGACGGUGUCAGGCAGUUGUGGGUGUCGUGAAAGCAGAGCAAAGUGUUAAUUAUUUCAUUUACUGUAUUUUUACCACCAGGGAGAUUUUCUGCUUUAGACACCCAAAGAACUUGGUUGGCUGUGAGUUCUAAUAUGUAACUUGGCUUGGGUGUGUGGAGACAGAACAUCAUUUGCUGCUUGCCUCAGGCAGCAAAAUGCCUUUGCUCUACCUGGGGUCCUCAGGAGCUUUUGGUAUGGAGCACUGCUGGGCUGAGUUGGCUCCUGAAAACCAGGCUCAGCAGUUGGAUGGUGAUGAACUUUGGAAACUUCCCAUCCCAUAUGCACAGUGGGCUUUAUUCUCUCCCUCUCCCUUCCUUCCUGCUGUUUUUCAGACUCCCCAUUCCCAAGAGAUGCAGCUGUGGUGGGGGUGUAUGGGAUGCCGCUAGAGACUCACCUGAAGGCUUCUGGGCGGGAGAUUGCCGUCCCCAUUGAAGCUUGUGUCAUGAUGCUGCUGGCAUCGGGGAUGAAGGAAGAGGUAGGUGUCACUCACUUGCCCAGCCCUUCUUUUGCCACCAAUUUCCUUGCCUCACCUUUCUUCCACUCUGCAGGGGCUCUUCCGGUUGGCAGCUGGAGCAUCUGUGCUGAAGAAGUUAAAGUACAGCCUUGCCUGUGGCUCAGGUGUCCUGGGUGAAUUCUAUGCAGAUCCUCAUGCUGUGGCAGGUAGGAUAUUAAAUUAAUGCAGGGCUGGGGAACCUGUGGCCCUCCAGAUCUUGUUGGACGCCAUCUUCUGUUAGUCCUAGCUAGUACCACCCAGUCAGGGGUUUCAUUAGGAGUUGGAGUGCAACAACAUCUAGAGGUCCACAGAUUUCCCCAGCCCUAAUUAGAGGUAUCAGAUAAUUAAGCAGCAGGGAGUAUCAUGAUCCGGGAGAGAGGGAGAGGCAUGUUCUACCUCUAAAACAGCAUCUCUUUGCUUCCAUCUCAGGUGCACUGAAAUGUUACCUGCGAGAGCUGCCCCAGCCCUUGAUGACCUUUGAACUCUAUGAUGAUUGGCUUAAAACUGCAAGGUACAUUGGGACUAGGAAGAUGGGCUGCCUUCUUACAGCUCACACAGUUUGUUAUUUCACCUCAAUGCUAAGAUUAGGUUAACUUGACUAGCAAUGGAAAUUGCUUGUAUUAUUGCCUACUCUGGGAAUGACUGAAACCUGUUGCAAAUACUACUAGAAAUUAAAAUUGCAUGUGUCAGGGUGCACACAGAGUUGAAGAGGGUCUCAUUACAAAACUAGCAAGGUAGGGGGGAGUUAAGAAGGAUGGCCCGUUCCAGCUGGGUUUUUAAAAAACACCAUGAAAAGUGUUAUGAUUAGUAACAUACUCGGCUUAAGGCAGAGUUAGCCAACAUGGAACCCUGUGGAUGUUUCUGGCCCGGAUUUCCCACAAUCCCUGACUAUAGGGUUUGCUACUCCUGGCUCGAGUGCACAAUCACCUCAGCAUAAAUCCCUUUGGAAAAAGUGAGACUUAGUUCUAGGGCCAAAGUAGAUGAAAUGUAGAAGAUCUGCCACUGGCUGUCCCAGAAAAUCAAGUUCAGAGCAUUGGCACUGGGGUGAAGUCUCUAAAAGCUAUUUUCCCCAUCUCAAUUCCCACCUAAAGCUGUUGUCUGCUUCAAUGAAGUAAACUACAUGUUCUUUUUCCCCAGAGGAGAAAACAGCAGCUUGAGGUUGGGGAUGGGGGAUUUAAUUUAGUUGAUAUGAAAGGAAAGUGGGUUUAGCACUGUCCUCCAGCCCCACAGCUCCCAUCAAAUUUGGAGUUCUCAGCCACUCUGCCUUAAAAUAAAAAUACAAAUGUCAGGAAAUGCUUGUGCUGAUCUUCUGCAUCUUAAAUAGUUUGGUCCCAAGUAAAUACUCAUUGGGUAUUAUGUCUCUCAGGAACUAGGGGAAAUGAGUUCUUUCCCCCAACAAGUGAUGUUGGACUGCCAGCUGAAAUACCAGGUGGCGUAAUAGUUAGAAUGAUGGCCUUUAACACCCAAAGCACAUUACUUCCCCCAAAGAAUUCUGGGAACUGUAGUUUCCCCAACGAAAGAGCUACAGUUCCAGCAGCUUUAACAAACUGCAGCUCCUACGAUUCUUUGGAGGCAGUCAUGUGCUUUAAAAGUGCUUGAAAUGGAUGGUGUAGAUCUGCCCUUGAUCUGGGAAACUUUAGCUCUGAUCCCUGAUCAAGCCAUAAGGCUAGCUGCAGGACCUUCGACCUGUUGCUAUCACUCACACCCUAACCUACAAUACAGGGCUGUUGUGAAUUUAAACAGAGUAGUCCCAUCCAGGGUUGCCACUCUGAGCUGAUAGGAAGAAGGAUAGGAUUUACACAUGUGGAGCUGCAGCAGCAGACUGGCAGCCAGACAGUGAUUGAAAUGCCCCUGGACAUGAGAAAAUAAAGAUAAGACUCCAUAUAAGCAAUGAUCAUAGUAGAUGGGUCCCUUUGCUUUUGAAGCUUGUUGUAGCCCUCCUCACCUCUCCCUUUCAGUAUCAAAGAGCCAGAGAAUCGACUGGAGCAUCUUCGGGACACUUGCAGCCGUCUCCCCAAGGACAACUACAACAACAUGAGGUGUGGCACACCUGUUAGUAUUUAGGGGCUUUAAGAUGGAGCUUGGUAGGUGGCGCUUAUACCAUCAGUGUCUCUCGGUGCUGGAAAAGCCUGCUGCAUUUCUGUUGUUACUCAACAGACAGGCAAAAGAGCCCCACCUGAAAUGUCAAGACAGUGGUUUUCCUGGUUUUCACUACAGUACUUGCCUUUUCCCAACAGGUAUCUGAUUCGUUUUUUAGCCAAGCUGGCUGAACAGCAGGAAGUGAAUAAGAUGACCCCCAGCAACAUUGCCAUUGUCCUAGGGCCCAACCUGUUGUGGCCCCAACAGACUGAAGGGUAACUGUAUAAAACUGCCAGAAUACAUUCUCCGCUGGGGUAUAGGGGAGGGGAAGUGAGGGGCAGAUGGGGUUCGUCAACCAGGGAAGGUAGCCCAUCUAGGAGAAGGAAAACUCUGAUCCUAAACCUCCGCUGCCUUGCGGGACAUCUUCGGGAGAAGAAAAGGCUGAGGAGUAAACCCAACACAAAUCCAGACUGGAGUCCCCAAGGCAGUUGGAUGGCGCCUUGUAGGCCUCUCCGGCAACACCUGCAGCCAAGCUCAUGCCAAACAUAUUGCUCUGCUUUCCUUUGGACCGCAUCAGUGAGUCCAGGGUGUGUGUGUGUGUGUGUGUGUGUGUGCGUGUGUUAUUGUCUGGGUAACCCAGGACCUCCAUACACAUUGCCCAGGCUUGCACUCUGGGGAGGUCACUUUGGCAGCAGUUUUACUUCAACCCUGGAGGCACACUCCAUUGUCUCUUGUGACAGACAGAUGCCAACAACAUCAUUCUCCACUUUUUGGUUUAGCAUGUAUUCACUAAUUGAACUCUUUAGACAUAUACAUGUAUCAGUUGUAAUUGAGAAUGGUGCUGUGUACACCCACCAGAGCCUUAUCGUACCAAGAAUUCCAGAGGCCAUCCAAGGCAGCUUAUCCAAAACUUGAAAAUGUCUAGAAUACAUGUGGAGAACUGCUGACCCUCAGGUCUAAUUAGGCCCCACAGGCUUUCCCAUUUGGUCCAUGGUGCUGUUUUUACUAAGCCCAGCCUACCUGCCCCAUGCCAGAAGUCACACCUGUCCCCAGUUAUGGGACAGUAAAAAGACGUGGCAAAGUGGGGUUUGCAGACACUGCCAAUCAGCUGACCAGCAGUGCCUGCAAACUCCUGCCUGACAGCACGCCUUCAAAGUCUGUUUGCAGACUAUGUUUCAAAUCACAUAUGCAAAGAGACAUUUUCCCUCCCUGUUUGCAAGACUGGUUUGAAUGCAAACAGGUCCUUUGAUGGUUAGCUGUCAGUGUCAAUCACUAGGUUGGCUCUAAGAGUGAGCUCCUUUUAAGCUGUCCCCUGGCAUUAUUAUGUAUAGACCUCAGGUGAUUAACCAGUAGAUGGACUUGUGGGAGAGGGGGGAGGUAAGGAUCCCUUCCAUCAGCCAGAUCCAGUUUCUCCCCUGUGAUCUCAAAGGUGACAUUUACCUUGUCACUACAACAGACUGAUAGGAGAAGUCCAACCUGUGGAAUGUCUGCUUUCCUCUGAGGUUCUGGGAAAAACUGAAGACUUGUCCCAGAUAGGAUGUGGCAAGCCUAGAAGUAACUUUCAGUUAUGUUAUGUCCUUUCCUUCUCCUCAAAUGGAGGAAAAAACAGGUUGUGAUGCCCUAACAGAAGGGAAAACACUCUGUCUGGUUCCUCCGUGAAUUUUAAAGAGCUAAUAUCUUAAUUAAAACAGUCCUAGAUUUGUCACCUCUAGCCUUUAAAAAGCCUUGUAUAACUUUUAUGAGCUGCACGGAAAGAGGAAUUUCACUGACUUCACUCUCUCCCAUCAGAAACUGUAGAGGAAAAGUUAGGAUAAACAGCCUUUGCUUAACAUAGAUCUUGUUGCUGUCUCCCCCAGGUGCCAGGUGCAACUAGAUAUGGCUUCUGUAUCCUCCAUCCAAGUUGUGGGAGUUGUGGAACCCCUGAUACAAAAUGCUGACAUCCUCUUCCCAGGAGGUAGUCCAUCAUCUGUUGGCCUGAAUUUUUCUUUACCCUGGUGAGGAGCUGCAUUACAGCUUCCAUCAUCCCUGACCACUGGCUGACCAUGAUGGUGGGAGCUGGAGUCCAGCAACAUCCAGAGGGUCACGGGUUCCUUGUCCCUGCCCUCAUAGAACUGGCCAAGUCUAGGAAUACAAUUAUAUGAUCUUAACCCCUUCAUGCAUUAACUUGCCCUCAGCUUGGUGGUUAUGUUUGACUGCAAUCCCACCAAAAAUACAUAAAUAACCACCUAGUUAUAAGGAACUCUUGGCCAGGGCAUCUCCUGUUGUCUAUGAGCGAACCGCAUCUCCUGGAUCAUAAAGAUCAUGAGCCAUAAGAGAUGGAAGAUAGCAAAAAUUGAAAUUCCUCCUGCAAGGGAAGACUACAACAUUUCAUAAUGGGUAUGAUUCAGUACUUCAGAUCGUCUCAAUAACUUUGUCUUUCUCCCUUUUUUUAAAGAUAUUGACUUUGAUGUAUCUGGCCUGUUCACUCCCCCAUCAGACAUUAAAGAUAGAGAUGUCUCCGCAGCAGAAGAACCCGCAUCUUUGCUUCUCUCUGCUGAACCAGCUUCACCACGGCCCGGAGAAAGGCAAGUAGUAUAAGCAUAUGUUUUGUCACAGUUUUUCCUGGAACUGUGAGAUACGUUUGUUUAUAUAGAGCCACCCAGGCACAAAGUGCUUUACAAAGAUCUGGCAGGUCUCUACUUCAAGGAGCUACAAUUCUAUGAUAUAGAAGCAGCUUUAGUAACACAACGAAGCAUUAAUCAUGCUCUGGCUCCAACCUGUCAAUGCCCUACCCUCUGCUAGAUUUAGUAAGCCAGGAGGGACAGGGGUCAAGAAGGCAUGCGGUUGGGCAUAUAGCUCUUGAAACACACAGCCCAUCUAGCCUGGUGCUAGACUGAGUACCCAGGUGGACACAGCUGAGUUUGGUUGGAGCCAUUCAGCUCACCCAACCAAGUCUUAAUAAUACAUGCCAACCCCUUCAUUCAUGAUCAAGCUGUAGAUGAGCAUCGUCUUAUUAUGGAUUGACAUGGCAUCCAGUAACAGCACCACCAAACUAGAGGGCUCAACAUAAAGAGAAGCCUAUAGUGGGAGAGUUUGCUCAGCUGCUCAAAUCCGUUUGAGAAAUCCAGCCUACACACACACACUCGUGUCUUUUUUAGCCAAGAGAUCAGACUACAAACAGCUUACAAGCCUUUUACCAACUGACAGGAAAAAUUUUGAGGCGACCCCUGGAACAGUACUCUCAAAGGUGACCCAACCUUCUACUGAAGCUGCAGUCUCUUUGCCUACUCCUGUUCCUGCUGAGGAUGCUUCGAGGAAGUGUAAGUCUUGUUCUUAUGGGUGCUUCUGUAGGAACUGUUUGCUCCAGAAUAAGCUCUGUCAGCCUGUGCAGCUCUUCUGGGGAAUCCAGAUGACAUUGCUCUCAAACUGUAUUUGUGUGCUCUCCCCCUGCCAGGCCCCCACACACACUUGGCAUCAAAUGUGAUUGCAGCACUAUCCUUACACUAGUGGAGCUCCUUUUUGCAGGAGAAUAUUCUGUGAAACAAGUAGUAUCAUUGCCUGGGGACUGGGUGCUUCCAGGUGGGUGGUGAUUUAGGAAUGGGCACUGCUCAUGCAUUCUAGGGUGCUUCCAGACAGGGGUUUAAUUUGCAGGCACACCAUUGGCAACAAGCUUUUUUACUUAUUGGGUUUUCCCUGGAAAGGGUAAAUUUGAUUCCCGGUGGUGCUAAUGAUGUCAUGUGGACCCACUGCAAAAAAAACCUUGCAUGCAUGAAGAGACUCCAUCGCCUAAUAAACCCACAUCUGGAAGCAAUCUGAUUUUUUUUAACAUAGUCCACACAACAGUUGUAGGAAUAAAAAAUGCCAGUUCAUAUUUCCCCCCAUUAAAUCCAAAUUGCCCUUUCCCAGGAAAAAUCUGUGAUUUGUGAUCUCUGAUUGACCCAUUUGCAAUAUUGACCACCCCCACUUGAAGCACCCAGUCUCUUCUUCCACACCUUACUUUUUCCACACCUUAACACAUUGCAUUGCUUGUUAGCAUAUCUGUCAUUUGCUUUCCUGCAACAUGGUCCCUUCCACCAUUAACAUUUUCCCACUUUUUUUCCUUUGGCACAGAAGAGCAAUAGCUCUUCAAAACAUAUAAAUCAUAAUGUUUUAUUAUGAAUGUGUUAAACAAUGAUUGAAAAUCUGCACAGCUUACAAAGCCUUUUCCCUACUGUCAGGAAACUUGUGAUUCUAGAUGACAAACUUUUGCAACAGUGAUUAAUUGUUGUAGCUCUUUUUGUCAACGUGGUUGGAAACAAUGGCUGCUUACAUCACAAGUUUGUAGUGCAGUUGGGGAUAGCCGGACAUAAUAAGUUUCAAUAAACUUUUCAGGUUGUAGUUAUGCUUUGCACCAUUUUAAUCUACUUCUUUUUCAUAAUCAUCACCAUUAUUGUGAAGAGCUACAUUGUGCAGUGGAACUCUUGUGCAUGGCUUGCUCCUGUAGCAAUGUACCAGAGUUGAGAUCCAGCCACCAGUGUUGUGCCUUUUGUUUAUGCCAGGGAUGGGGAAGGUAUUGGACUCCCAUCAGCCACAGCCAGCCUCACCAAUAGCCAGGGACAAUGGGAGAUGGAGAGCCACAGCUUCUCCCAUUGCCAAAUUAUGCAUUUGUGAUGUGGAUGGGAAUGCUGUUAGUGGAGGAAAUAACUCACCGUGUGGAUCCACAGUUUCCACAUUCAGGCGACCAGAGAAAAGCAUUAUUUGUGCAAUGUUGCAAGGCCGUAGUGUGGAAGCAGGCUGUGCCUCUGGAUUUCUGUUGCCUGCACAAGUGGUUUGGGGGCUAGGGACUUGAUCUACGGCCUGCUUGUAAGGAAAUCAUAGCUUUUCAGAGGAAUUGGAGAGAAUCCUUAGAAGGGAAUCUUAAUUCCAAACUUGCAAAAAUACACUUGAGGACAAGCACUGGUAGGAGAAGAAAUGUGGAGGGGUGUGAGGUGCAGAGCUGCUGUGCAGAGAGACCAUAUAGAUAACAGGUGACAUCCGCAAGGCAAAAAUUCUCAGAACCUGGAUUUUGUUUCAUUGUUUUGCUUUGCAGCAAAGCGAGUUGCUCCACCCCGACCCACGGUGCCUCCGCCCAUAGCCCAGCCUCGAACCCCACCUCCUGUGCAGCUUCAGACCCAGCCUCCUGCACCAGACUCUCCUUCUCUCCCUAAAGCAAUGCCUCGAAGAACCGUCGGAGGAAGCGUGCGAGCUCCCUCUGUCCCUCCACCACUUCCACCCCAGCCAGUCAGGCGUCAGAGUCGCAAUGCGUCCCCAUCCCCGAAGCCUCCUUCAGAAAGCAGGACCAACGAGGCAGAUGAAGCACCUCUUUCUCUUCCUGGCGACAGCAGCAUAGAAACAUCCAAGGAAUCCCUCCCUGUGACAAUGGGGCCCAGUGAACCCCCACCUGUAGAAAGAAGCAGCUCUCCAUCUGCACCGGAUCUGGAGGUUGAUGCUCAGGAAAAUAAUGAAGAAGGAGCUGCAGCGUAAGGAAGGAAAAGGUGCAUGAUCAGGUGUGACCCUGGGCACAUCACACAAAGCUCUUGUGGGGACAUAGAGGUGCCAUAUUGACAUCUGUCAUUAUUGUGGCUUGGAAACCAGCACUCGCGUCUGCAACCUCAAAAGCAAUCUCUCUUCUUCCAUGUGCCUCUGCUUCUUGCUGCCUUUUCCACUAUUCAUGAAUGGCUCUUUUCCUACUUUGUAUUAUUUUGAACUCUCCUCCUGGUACUCCUCUGACCUUUCCCAAGCAGCAUUCAGAUGCAAAGCCAGAGACAUUUAAAAAAAAAUCCUUCCAGCAUGUAGUUAAGUUGCACUGUAUAACCUUGUUCUUGAUGCAAUAGUUCAUUCCAAGCUGAGAGCAUUCAAACAUAUGAUUCACUUCCCCCCACUGCUGUGUGAUGUGGUACCGUCCAGAAUUCUUCCUUUCCGUCUAAUGCUCCAUUCUGUAUAAUGUGCAGAUCUGCUUUUUUGUGCUUCUAAUGUCUUUGCUUUUUUUCCCCCCUUGAAGAGAAUUCAGAACCUCAACAAAUCCUAACAGGGUGUGUCCACUUGAUUCCAGUUGCCCUACAUCCCACCUUAGCUCAGUCUCAGGGAUUAUUCUGUCCUUUUACAGUGAUUGCUAGGGAUGUGAUUGGUAGAGAGGGUGGGCCAUUUGAAAAUCAACCCUAUGUAUAUCCAGGUUAUGUGCGAUAUUUUUAGUUAUUUUUUAUAAGGGCAGCAGGUGCAGCACAAUAAAAAUCAAAAGUGCAGGCCAAAACACAAUUGUCAGCUGUGGACUCCAAAAAGGAUCUUGGACCUUGAAGAACUAAUGGAACUAAUUUUACGUGCAGCUUUUCGCAUCAUAGAACUGUAGUAACGCUAGAAGCUGUCACCAAUAGACUCCUCCUUUUGGCCGCUCUUUAAAGGUAGAGGCUUGAUCCUAGUUACAGUCAGUGUAUGUAUUCUCACUGUGGAGAGCCUAGAUUCAGGGCUUGUUCACGUAUGCACGCACAUCGCUUUGUUUCUCUAUGCAAUUAUUGGCAGAUAAAUGUGUGAGCACCAUAACUAACGCCCAUUUUGUUUGAGCUGAUCUGAAAAUUUGUCUGGACUUUGCCACACAAUACCACAAUCGCACAUGCAAGUAUUCAAGUGCAAAUGUGUAUUUGAACCACUCCUGAGUUUGAAGAUGGAUGAGUGAAGGAUAGUGGACUUCCCACCUUAUAUUCUGGAUGAGCUUUUUGCUGCAGGCACACCUGCCCUGCAACCUUUAACCUUGGCUUCUCCAAGAAAGUGUAUAGCAGUAGUUAUGUAAUAAGACUUUGAAAGAGAUGUGUAGUACCCCAUUUAAGGAACUACAGUUCUCAGGAUCUUUUGGGAGAGGACAAUUAAGCUCAUUUACAUUUGCAAUGCAGACAUGACCUAAUAAACUCUUCACAUGGGUUUCCUUAGUGACCACUUAUUUUUAUACAUAGCUGGUAAAUUAUUUUUUAACUGUACGGUCAUAUUUAUGGCUGAGAGAAGGAGCACGUUCCUUCAUUUUUUAAAGAAUGUGUCUGCUUUGCUUGUGUCAGAGAUAAACUGAACUCCUGGAUAGUUCUUGAGAAAAUCCUGCAAAAUGACAAGAGUGCUCUGUGGCAUCUUAAGGUUUUAAUAAAUAUAUUGCAGCAUGCAUUUUCAUGGUCCAGAGUCCUAUUCACCAGAUGCAAUUUAUUAAAUACAGUAUUUUUAUUGCUUUUUGUCUUUAGAGAUUUGCAGCUCUUUCUCUUGCCUUCACACAAAAGAGUUUUGUUUGUAUCAUCAAAUACUGUAGAGUCUCUUACUAUUGUCGUGUGUUGCUUUAAAUGUAUACGGCAUAAGCUUUCGUGGGAUAAAGUCAACUUCAUAAGAUGCUUCUCAUGGAGUAGACUUCAGCUUUGGGGAUGAUUGCCAUACUUUUUAGCCUUCAAGGUGACCACAAGUCUCUUCAUAGUUUUUUCUACAGCAAGCUGACGGAGGUACUAACCCUCUGCAAAUUCCCACAAUAGCAUUACUUCUGUUGUGCAAAAAACCAGGAAUAUUUGCCUUCUUUGAUGGUGCAAUUCCCCAUUAUUUCUCUGAAAUUUAAAAACACUGAAUCUUCUACAAUGCAAAUCAUAUUGGCACUUGUGGGAGAGGUAUCCCCCCCCCCAUAUUCACUGAGCAGAGAUGUGUCACCUUUCUGCAGAGAAGAGAGCACCAGAGUCUUACAAUGAUGACUCCGUUAAAAUAAAUUUAUUUAUAAAUUGAUAGGACAAAAAGGACACACACCACUGCAGGUGUUGCUAGUUGCAGAACCCAGCAAACCACGAGCAAGCACACAGCUGUUUCUGUGUAUAAAUAAUCCAGUCAGCUCACUCACCAAGCUGCAGUCAUGUGCACGCUUUUCCAGAAAAUCACUUUGCAUUCUGUCACACGAUAAAGGCAAACAGGGUGAAGGGCAUUCUGCACAAAAUUAUUGUCCACAUGAUCAAUCUGAAUGGAUCUCAGGGGUGCAGGGGGAGGGGAGGGACAGGGACAAGGAAGCAGUUCCCACACUGCAUGCAUUCAAGAUUUAACUUUGUGCUAUGUUGUUUAGAUAUACGGGAAGAUCAGCUAAGAUUUGGAUUUUUUGAGAGUCCAGAUGAAACCAGUGGUUAAUAACAGAAUUUGUAAAUCAAGCUGCAAUCUUAUACGGCAAGGAUAGGAAAACUCCAGGGCCAAGGCUGACUAUGGUCCUUGGGGACACGCCCCAAAAGACACCCCCACCAACCCUCUUUAAUGCUUUCGCCUAGCUGGAAUGUAUAGUUGAAAUGUGAAUAAUGCAUCUUUUCUGUCUGUAUGAAAGGUGUGUGUGUGUGUGUGUGUGUGUGUGUGUGUGUGUGUGUGUAGCUAGGAAUUGCUGGCUUUUGUGUGGCUAGAACCCGUGGCAUGUGAUUCUCCUAAGGGACUGCAGCCCUCUGGCUGAAAAAAAGUUCACCACCCCAGCUAUACUCUCUUACCUAGUAGUAAGUCUCAUUUAAUUCAAGAAGUUAAGUACUUCAGACAUGAAUAUGAUUGUAUUCUCAAUGUUGCUAACUUCUCUUUAGUGCUCCGAACAGACAAGAUCUAUUGUGCUUGGUUUUCAUUAAAUCUCCAUAAAUUACAGACCCAAGAGUGGUUGGCCAGGAUCAUGUUUUAUUUAUCCUUAAUGCUGCUACUUUAGAUAUAGUCAUGCUUAUUCAAUUGCAGCUGGAUAAAAUUCAGAUGCCCUCUUAAUAGGAGCAGUGAAUCUGUUUUAUGGUGGAGGCUUCAUUUCCCGAUAUCUCAAUUUGUGGUGGGACCACUUGUCAGCCAUAGGCAGGGUGAGUAGAUGGAUCAAUUCCUUUUCUUCCACCCAGCUGCUAGUGAAAAGCCAUUUAUUUGUCUUUUGCUUAUAGAGGGCGAAAGCCAGGUAGGCAUCCACAGGACUUCAGUUCUGCCAGGAGAAGGACGAAGGGGAAGUUCUGAAGGACCUCGCAGCCACCCCUCGACUUGAGCCCAUGCCACACUUCUCAGGCACAUUCCUGAAGUGUAGGCAGGUUCCCACAAGGCAAGACGCAGUGAUGACAGCAAGAACCUUUAUUGAACUACAUAACUGGGGAACAGGGGUAAAGCAGCUGCUUAUAUACAUUCCUGAAAGUCUGGGCCACUCCCACUCACAACAUGAUUGGCCGUCUAAACUUCCAAGCUGCGAAUCAUGACUCAAGAGUUCAAGGACCAAUGGCAGAGGCCCAAAUCCUGAAGUGGACAUCAUGUAUUGAAUCAGAA
This is a messenger RNA of Podarcis lilfordi (Lilford's wall lizard), 36493 nucleotides long. Lineage: Eukaryota; Metazoa; Chordata; Lepidosauria; Squamata; Lacertidae. The record is from the annotation of a GenBank genome assembly.